GAGUCUCCGAGCGGCCCCCACUAGCGCGUCAAGCAAUGGCAAACGUGCCGUUGCCAAAACCAUUUCUCCACCGCGAACACCAGCCCGACCAUGUGCGGCAUCUUCUUCUCGCUCAGCCGAGCUGGACAUGUGACGCCUGACACGAAUACUCAGCAACUGCUCCAGAACAGAGGGCCUGAUAGCACAGGGCAGCAUCAAACUGUCAUCGAAUCCAGCCCCGAGGCAUCUUCAACGCGUCUUCACGCGACUUUCCUGUCAACGGUCCUUGCUUUACGCGGCAACGACGUUGUCAAGCAACCUCUCAAAGACGUCGCCACUGGCUCCGUUCUUUGUUGGAAUGGCGAAGCAUGGAGCAUUGCUGGACAUGCCAUUGAUGGCAAUGACUCUCAGCUUAUCUUCACUAAGCUCUUGAAUGCGUGCGCCAGUACAGGCGAGACAUCCAUUAAAAGCGUCAUUCAGCUGCUUUCAGGCGUGCGGGGCCCGUAUGCCCUUGUUUUCUUCGAUGCACCUAACAAUCGCAUCUACUAUGGACGCGACUGUCUGGGACGACGAUCGCUGCUCCAAAAGUCAACUCCAGACGGCACACUUGUGUUGUCUAGCGUUUGCGAUAACGCUUCUGGUGAGUCCUGGACUGAAGUGGAAGCCGAUGGCAUCUAUGUCCUAGAUGUCGAUGCCGCAGACUCGACGUCGAAGUCGUUGCCAGUUACAAAGAUUCCGCACCGCCGCUCAGACCCGAAAGAGGACUCUGGACUAUCUUUCACCCUGCCAUUUCCCACUAUGAAUCCAACUGUAGACAUCGAGCCUGCAACACAGAACACGGACGCGACCGAGCAGUUGAGGUUAUCGUUGGAAAGGUCGCUCAAAUUGCGUACUCAGCAUAUACGAGAGGCAGUGACCAGCAAUGCGACGCUGGGAGCUCCAAAGGACGCACAGGUCGGCAUCCUCUUCUCUGGUGGCCUUGACUGCACAAUCCUCGCGCGCAUGUGUCACGACCUCCUACCGCUCAGCGAAUCUAUCGACCUCCUCAAUGUCGCUUUUGAGAACCCUCGAAUCCAUUCCAAUCUCGAGUCAGGAACCAGUCCGUACGAGCUUUGCCCGGACCGUAUCACUGGACGAUCGUCACACGCCGAGCUCAUAGAAGUCUGUCCAGGGCGAGAGUGGCGCUUCGUCGAAGUCAACGUGCCCUACACCGAGACGCAAGCCCACCGUAGCACUGUCAUGGCGUUAAUGCAUCCGCACAAUACAGAAAUGGACCUUUCCAUUUCGAUCGCGCUGUAUUUCGCCUCACGCGGGAAUGGUCUAGCGCACCUCUCAGACAAGGCUCACGCCGAGCCAUAUACCACCAACGCACACGUCCUCCUAUCCGGAUUGGGGGCUGACGAGCUUUUUGGCGGGUAUCAACGACAUGCAGUAGCUUUUGCUCGGCACGGAUACCCCGGCCUGAUCGAAGAGCUGGAGCUUGACUUCAGUCGACUAGGAAAAAGGAACCUGGGUCGUGACGAUCGAGUUAUCAGCGACAGCAGUAGGGAAGUUCGAUUUCCGUUCCUCGAUGAAGACUUCAUCGCAUUAGCGCUGAGUCUUCCGGUGACAGCCAAGUGCGAUUUCGGCCUGGCGCAAGUGGUUGAUAGUGAAGAUCCUAUGCAGUUCCUCGAGCCCGGAAAGCGCGCUCUUCGAUUGCUGGCCUGGCAAUUGGGCAUGAAAAGAGUAGCUGCGGAGAAGAAGCGUGCGAUCCAAUUCGGCGCUCGCACUGCCAAAAUGGAGACAGGCAAAACGAAGGGCACACAUGUUCUAAGUCAAUAAGGAAGGAAGAAAAUGAAACGACUAUCCGCUAAUCU
This is a messenger RNA of Alternaria alternata, 1835 nucleotides long. Its product is annotated as asparagine synthetase domain-containing protein 1. Bases 91 to 1800 code for a protein of 569 amino acids. NCBI's taxonomy places the organism in Eukaryota, Fungi, Ascomycota, Dothideomycetes, Pleosporales, Pleosporaceae. The transcript has 3 exons. Gene Ontology annotation, molecular function: asparagine synthase (glutamine-hydrolyzing) activity. The record is from RefSeq and is a predicted model, not a curated record.